This is a messenger RNA of Pecten maximus, 4182 nucleotides long. Its product is annotated as N-acetyl-D-glucosamine kinase-like. Gene Ontology annotation, molecular function: N-acetylglucosamine kinase activity. The transcript is spliced from 10 exons. NCBI's taxonomy places the organism in Eukaryota, Metazoa, Mollusca, Bivalvia, Pectinida, Pectinidae. The record is from RefSeq and is a predicted model, not a curated record. Bases 113 to 1150 code for a protein of 345 amino acids.
GCUCUAGUAGUAAAAUAGAGUGAUCUCCCCUUAAAAAAAUAACCGGAGGAGGAGUGUAACAGUUAGCAUAGCUUGGUAGCCGGGAGGGAUAAAAUAACAGAAAGCGGGUACAAUGUCUGGUGACAGCACGUACGACUAUUUCGGCGGAAUUGAGGGGGGUGCCACACAUUCCAAAAUGGUGUUGUUCCGGUCGGAUGGCAAAGUGAUGGCCAAGACAGAGGGGCCAUCUACUAAUCAGUGGCUGGUUGGACAGGAGGAAUGUUUGAAGAGAGUUAGUGAGAUGGUUCAAGAAGCGAAGAAAAUUGCAGGUCUGGAUGAAAAGAAACCCAUCAAGGCUCUGGGUUUGUCUAUGAGCGGAGCUGACCAGAAAGAAGCUCAGCAACAAAUCAUUGAUGGUAUGAAAUCCAAAUAUGGUGAAGUGAGUGAGAGUGUGGCCGUCUCCAGCGACACAAAUGGCGCCAUAGCAACCGCCACUGCAACAGGUGGAAUUGUGCUGAUAGCAGGUACGGGAUCAAAUUGUCAGCUCGUUAACCCUGAUGGGAGUACCUACAGAUGUGGAGGAUGGGGACACCUUUUAGGGGACGAGGGUGGAGCAUACUGGAUUUCACAGCGAGCUAUCAAGGCCUAUUUCGAUCACGAAGACAAUCUCCAUCCUCAACCGUAUGAUGUUACUUUUGUUAGGGACGCCAUGCUCAAAUAUUUCAAGAUAGAGGAAAGGAAUGGCCUCCUACAGUACCUAUAUACCAACUUUGACAAGUCCUUCAUCGCUGGAAUGUGUAAGGAAUUAGCUGCAGGGGCCAUAGAAAAGAAGGACAGACUCUGUCAGCAGAUGUUCCACGAUGCUGGAGAGAUCCUAGCCGGCCAUAUCCUAGCACUGGAACCAAAGAUAGACAAGAAACUGUUAGAACAGGGUCUAAGUGUGGUAUGUGUAGGGUCAGUGUGGAAAAGCUGGGAGCUCAUGAAAUCGGGUUUUAUGGAGGUGAUGGAGAAGAAUACAAGUCACAGAAUUCGUCAGCUUAGCUUGUGUGAAUUAAAAGAAUCGGCAGCCGUUGGUGCCGCUAGUAUUGGUGCUACGAGUAUUGGGAGCCUCUUGCCACUUGACUAUUCAGAAAAUGCAUCAGUAUUCUUCAAAACACAGCUGGGAAAAUAGACUAUGUUGUUUCAUGUGGGUUAAAGAUUAUGAGUUUUUACGGAACGUUAAUUAACUGGUACUUUACCGUAAGUCUGGGGCUAAGUUAAUGACGUAGACUUACAGUAGAUUUUUCAGCCUAAAUAUCUGGACAUAAAGUCAGUAUAUUUAUACUUUUUAUAUGUUUUGGGAUUAACAUUUUAUCCUAUUCAACUGGAAAAAAUUACUGUUGCACAUUUAAAUUUAUUGUUUGAUCGAAGAUGAUGAAAAUGGGAUUUAUAAAAUAAUAACUCAAAAUGUCCUUUUCAUGUUAUACUGUUACCAACUGAAUCUUGGUCUGUUUUUAAGGGAUAUUUGUGAUCAUAAAAUUUUGAUUUUAUUAUUUUGUUGAACACUAUUUUAUAUACAUUGUACAAUGUACAGAAGUAUAUACUUCAGACAACCAAAGUUAGAUUGGUUUUGUUUCCUAAUAUUGAUGUGUUGGUCAGAAACUAUCUGAAGAAAUAUUCUCUAUUGAUAAAGAACAAAGGCCUGUCCGUUUAUGCUGACAAACUAGUUUGUCAAUUUUGAUUUGUGACAUUUCAGACAUAAAUCCUGAUAGACCUGUAGAUGUUAAUUAAUACAGGCCUUUAAAGUCAAGGCUUGUCUGAAAAUGACAAAAAAAUCACUAGGUCCGUCAUUAUUUCAUAAACGAACAACUUUGGUUCAACUAUUUAUACAGGGAUAAACGAAAAUGGCCAGGUACAUGUAUCUAUGGCUGGGAAUAUGUUUAAAAUUAUUGAGAAGAUAUGUAGAUACCUUAAUAUUGCCUUUUGGAAUUCAGAGAUUAUUUCCAUUGAAGGAAGUUUACAUUUUUAUUGGAAACAGCUAUUAUAUUCUCAGGUGCUUAAUUUAUAUGCAUGCAAAUCUUGAGUGGAAACACGAGAUUGUGUUGUGGGAAGAUAGGAACAUUUUUGCUUUCAUUUCAGUGAUUUUAAGUUAGAAUCUAGCAAGACUUACAAUUUUGCCAAAAUAAAAUAUUUCAAAGAAAGUUUAAAUGAAAAAAGUUGUGAUACAUAUUGUUAUGUAGCGAGUGUGAUUUCAUGAAAAAAACGUAAUAAUCUCAAUUUUUAUUGGCGAAUCGAACCAGAGCUGCCUAGGUGAAUGACGAGUGUGUCGUCAAUAUGGGUACCCCACUAUGUAAUGUCACCUGACCACCCAUUGAUGGUUCAAAUUGUUCAUUUAAAAAAAAUUUAAACACAGACUUUAAAACUAAGAACUUAGAAAACAAUGCUGUAUGUAUUCAUUAAUAACUUCAAACUUAAUAAUAUAUGGUAAACCUUUUGUCAAUUCGAAUAAGCAGAUGGUUUGAACACAUAUUUUUUCAAUAAAAGCAACAGUUUUCUAGCUGCUAGUGUUAGUUCGAACUCUAGUUGUUUAUAAUUGACACUAUUUUGGAUAGUCCGAACUUGUCAAAUGAAGAAUGUAAUGUAAGAUAUUUUUAUUUAAGUGAGACACAUGCAGGCUUUCUCAAGUUAAUUUGAUAAAUUUAACUUUCAAUAUAUUAAAUCCUAUUGCUACUUGUAGCUGUGGUAAUGGUUGCAUUGUUUUGAAUACAGAAGCUUGUAGUUUGAAAUCAAAACUUGACUUAGAAUUUUAAAAUACCAGGGCCCAGUCGUUCAAAUGAUAAUUAGCUUAAUCACUUGAUUAGUGAAAAUCUCAUUUCUCUAAAAACUGGUGUUAAACUGUGUUUAGACUUAUAAUCACUAUUGAACAACUGGGCCCAGGUAAUAAAGAAAAAUUACUAAAAAUGAAAAGUGUUCUCAAAGAUUAUAUUACCCUCAAAUGUAGCAUCAUAAUUUGUUAAUCAAUUUUAUUGAUAAAGUAAAUAUGUUGUAGGCCCAAUUUCUUUUAUUUCUAGUCAUUUUUUAAAAUAGAAAAUUAGUUUGCUGUAUUUAUGGAAUUUUAUUUGUUAGUUUAGGGGACAAACCAAUAUGUUUAUAUACAUAUAUACAAUGUAUAUAUAUUAUGUACCGCCGCUUGUAAGCAUCUGUACCAUAUUUAUAUACAGAACACAGCCAAUAGUAUGGUAUGUCCAUACAAUGUCUAUGCAAUGCAUUCCAAUCAUUCAGAUUUUACACAUGAGAGAUACUGUCUGACAAUUGUUUCUCGCAUACUUUAUUAUCCUGUGACGCUGCUCACAAUAACGUAACGUCACCAUUGAGUAAUUAUGUCGUUAAUGAUGACGUUAUCGGGUAUGACACACAUUACAAGGAGCCUUGCAGAUGGCGCGAUGAAAUGUUUUCAUAAAAACUUAGACUUGCAAGUGAUUCACAAAUAAGGAUACAUCAAACAUGGGUCUGUUCCGCGAACAAGGAUAUCUCAACCCUCGUGUAAGAGUUUGGCUGGCCAGCACUCGAUAAGUCUUGUACUGACUGGCCAAACUCUUACACUCGGGUUGAGAUAUCCCUGUCCACGGAACAGACCCAUGUUAGAUUCUGUUAUUCCUUGACUGACUGAUAAAGCUAAUCUACUGCAAUCUCAAUUUGACAUUAUUUUCAUUUUGUAAGGUGUUAUACUGUUGUUAUUUGUUGCAAUGAAUUAAGUAACAUGUUUUGGUAAGUUAAAAUGAGAGAGCAUUUGAAAUAUAUUUAAGAUGGAAAACAUUUCUGGAAUAGAUUUUAAGCAAUGCUACAAUGUUUUCAGGGUAUGACACCUGUUUUCAGAUAUUUCAUUUGAAAUAUAUUUUUGAUGGAAAUAUCUGGAAUAAAUUCAUAUCAAAACUAUAUUUCUCUAAGCAAAUUUUUCAAGUUUACAGAUAUUUCCUAAUCUAGAAUUCUUUUUGUAUUUCUAGGUUGUGAAAUUUUUUGAGAGAAUGUAUGGAUGAAUACUUUGAUGUUGAAUUUGUUUUAUCUAGCUUGUGUGAGUCACAGAAGAACUUUAUAAACAACAUGGACCAUUGUAUGGAUGUGUUUAAAAUUGAAAUAAUUAUGCAUAGAUGGUUUCAUUUGUUGACAAUGACACAAUUUACAUGGUGUAUUAUUUCUUUUAUGAAUAAAAGCAUUGCACUGAUA